Molecule: messenger RNA, 1887 nt
Organism: Neogale vison (American mink)
Lineage: Eukaryota; Metazoa; Chordata; Mammalia; Carnivora; Mustelidae
Gene: MMP21
Product: matrix metallopeptidase 21
Exons: 7
Coding region: 1-1638 (545 amino acids)
Biological process (GO): collagen catabolic process; extracellular matrix organization; proteolysis
Cellular component (GO): extracellular matrix
Molecular function (GO): metalloendopeptidase activity; zinc ion binding
Source: RefSeq, a predicted model, not a curated record
AUGCUGGCCGCCUCGGCCGUCCGCCGGGCCCUGCUGCUCUGCUGGCUCGCGGCCCCCGGGCCAGCCCGGCCCGAGCCACUUUUCCACAGCCGGGACCGCUCGGACCUGGAGCCCGCCCCGCUGCGCCGCGCCCAGCCCAUCGCGGACCCCCUCACUGCGCAGCGAUUCCUGUCCAAGUACGGCUGGGCGGACGCGCCGCCCGCGGGUCCCCGGGCCACCCGCCUGGCCGAGGCCGUGCGCAGGUUCCAGAAGGUCAACGCGCUGCCGGCGAGCGGGCGGCUGGACGCGGUCACGCUGGCGGCCAUGAACAGGCCGCGCUGCGGAGUCCCCGACACGCGGCUCCUGUCGCGGCCGCCGCCCCCCGCCCGGCCCAAGCGCUCCCUACGGCCGCCGCCCCAGCAGCCCGAGGUCGCCGCGCCCCGCGGGGGGACCCGGGCCUUUGCCAAGAGGACGCUGACCUGGCGGCUGCUGGGGGAGGGCGCCAGCGGACAGCUGGCCGUGGACGAGCAGAGGCACAUCCUCAGACUGGCCUUCCGCAUGUGGAGCGAGGUGAUGCCGCUGGACUUCCGCGAGGACCUCGCCUCCCCGGGGGCCGCCGUGGACAUAAAGCUGGGCUUCGGGCGAGGCCGGCACCUGGGCUGUCCUCGGGUUUUUGAUGGCAGUGGGCAGGAGUUUGCACAUGCCUGGCGCCUUGGCGACAUCCACUUCGAUGACGACGAGCACUUCACACCUCCAAGCAGUGACGCAGGCAUCAGCCUUCUCAAAGUGGCCGUCCAUGAAAUUGGCCACGUACUCGGCCUUCCUCACACCUACAGGCCAGGAUCCAUAAUGCAGCCGAAUUACAUCCCCCAGGAGCCUGUGUUUGAGUUGGACUGGUCAGACAGAAAAGCAGUUCAAAAGUUGUAUGGUUCAUGUGAAGGGUCGUUUGAUACCGCAUUUGACUGGAUUCGCAGAGAGCGAAACCCACAGGGCGCCGUGACGCUGAGGUUCAGCACCUACUUUUUCCGCAACAGCUGGUACUGGCUUUACGAAAACCGAAACAACCGGACGCGCUACGGGGAUCCUCUCCAAAUCCUCAGGGGCUGGCAUGGAAUCCCAGCACAGAACAUCGACGCUUAUGUCCACGUCUGGACAUGGGGGAGGGACGAGCGUUAUUUUUUUAAAGGGAAUCAGUACUGGAGAUACGACAGUGACAAGGAUCAGACCUACACAGAAGAUGAACAAGGAAGAAGCUACCCCAAAUUGAUUUCAGAAGGAUUUCCCGGCAUCCCAAGUCCCCUGGACACUGCCUUUUAUGACCGAAGAAAGCAGUUAAUUUACUUCUUCAAAGAGUCCCUCGUGUUUGCAUUUGACAUCAAUAGAGAUCGAGUACUUGAUUUUUACCCGAAGAAGAUCACUGAAGUGUUUCCGGGAAUAGAGCCACGAAACCAUCCCUUCAGGAAUAUAGACUCUGCCUAUUACUCCUACGCACACAACUCCGUUUUCUUUUUCAAAGGCAAUGCGUAUUGGAAAGUAGUUAACGACAAGGACAAACAAAAGCAUUCUUGGCUUCCUUCAAAUGGCUUAUUUCCGAAGCAGUCCAUCUCAGAGCGGUGGUUUGACAUCUGUGACGUCCACACCUCCACCCUGAACAUGUAAUGGGAGAAACAGGCAAAUGGAGUCAGAAGAUUUCUCGUCUAAGUCUGGUUUCUUUUGCAAAGGAAACAAACCAGGUUUUUAGUAACUAAAGCAAAUAGGGCUAAAAGCCAAUGGAAAAAGCAUUACUUGAACUUCUAAAAUACUUGAUUUAGAAGGGAAUUUCUCAGGCAAAAAAAGUAAUGCAUUGAAUAAUUUUGCCAAUCUUUUAGGAAAGGUUAAAAAAAAAAAGAACCCCGAGGAAUCCCUGUC